Messenger RNA from Nycticebus coucang (slow loris), 6455 nucleotides. RefSeq names its product S-phase kinase associated protein 2 (gene SKP2). The record is from RefSeq and is a predicted model, not a curated record. Gene Ontology annotation, molecular function: protein binding. Bases 157 to 1467 code for a protein of 436 amino acids. The transcript has 10 exons. Lineage: Eukaryota; Metazoa; Chordata; Mammalia; Primates; Lorisidae.
GCAGCUGCGAAGGAGAGCGGGCCGAGCAGCCUUGCGCGCGCGGCGGGGAUGGAACGUUGCUAGAAUUCGCGGGUCUUGCAGCUGGGGCUCGAUUCGCAUGCUAGGAACCGCCGCGCGCCAAAGCGGGAAUCCGGGAGGAAGGCAGCUCUGCAAUUAAUGCACGUAUUUAAAACUCCCGAACCUGUGGACGCCAUGCACAGGAAGCACCUCCAGGAGAUUCCGGACCAGAGUAGCAACGUUUCCACCAGCUUCACGUGGGGAUGGGAUUCCAGCAAGACUUCCGAACUAUUGUCAGGCAUGGGAGUCUCAGCCCUGGAGAAGGAGGAGGUGGACAGUGAGAACAUCCCCCAGGAACUGCUCUCAAACCUGAGCCACCCGCAGAGCCCCCCACGGAAACGGCUGAAGAGCAAAGGGAAUGACAAAGACUUUGUGAUUGUUCGCAGGCCUAAACUGAAUAGAGAGAACUUUCCGGGUGUUUCAUGGGACUCCCUGCCGGACGAGCUGCUUUUGGGCAUCUUUUCCUGUCUGUGCCUCCCUGAGCUGCUAAAGGUCUCCGGGGUUUGCAAGAGGUGGUAUCGCCUAGCGUUUGAUGAGUCGCUAUGGCAGACGUUAGACCUCACAGGUAAAAAUCUAAACCCAGAUGUGAUUGGUCAGUUGCUGUCUCGAGGAGUGAUUGCCUUUCGCUGCCCACGAUCAUUUGUGGACCAACCAUUGGUAGAACAUUUCAGCCCUUUUCGUGUACAGCAUAUGGACCUGUCAAACUCGGUCAUGGAUGUGUCUAUCCUCCAUGGCAUUCUGUCUCAGUGCUCCAAGUUACAGAAUCUGAGCCUGGAAGGCCUGCGGCUUUCGGAUCCCAUUGUCAAUAAUCUUGCACAGAACUCAAACUUAAUUCGCCUAAACCUUUCUGGGUGUUCUGGAUUCUCUGAAACGGCCCUGAAGACUUUGCUAAGCAGCUGUUCCAGACUGGAAGAGCUGAACCUCUCUUGGUGUUCGGACUUCACUGAAAAGCAUGUCCAAGUUGCUGUCACGCAUGUGUCAGCGACCAUCACCCAGCUGAAUCUUAGUGGCUACCGAAAGAAUCUCCAGAAGUCAGAUGUCUCUACUUUAGUUAGAAGAUGCCCCAAUCUUGUCCACCUCGACUUAAGUGAUAGUGUCAUGCUAAAGAAUGACUGCUUUCAGGAAUUUUACCAGCUCAACUACCUCCAACAUCUAUCACUCAGUCGAUGCUAUGAUAUAAUACCUGAAACUUUACUUGAACUUGGAGAAAUUCCCACCCUUAAAACACUACAAGUUUUUGGAAUUGUGCCAGAUGGUACCCUUCAACUGUUAAAGGAAGCCCUUCCUCAUCUACAGAUUAAUUGCUCCCAUUUUACUACCAUUGCCAGGCCAACUACUGGAAACAAAAAGAACCAGGAGAUAUGGGGCAUCAAAUGCCGACUGACACUGCAAAAGCCCAGUUGUCUAUGAAGUAUUUAUUGCAGAAUGGUUGUCCCUUUUUUUUUGGAACAGGAGAAAAAGGCAGGAAGCCCAAGUGCUAGAGCAUUCAGCUGGUUUUAUUCUUGGUUUUCCUUUUGCCUUCAUUCUGCAAGUAUUAUUAGGGAACCAUUUCAGAGGGAAAAACUAUGAAGUCUUGCUUGUUUGAAAUGAUUAUCAAAGCUUUUGUCAUUGCUUUGUUCUUAAGAGCUAAAGUUCUAGGCCUUAUGAAAUUUUAGGAGAACAAGUCUGUAAUUUCUUAAAGAACGAAAAUUGAGCCACCUCUUCCAAGUGCCCUUAUUAAGUCUGUUCAGAAUCAGUCUUAAAAAUUACCACUGGCAAACAGUUUCCAUAGCCUAUGUGGUAUCUUUUAUCUAUUUAACUUCUCAAUAUUGCUUUAUAAGAUAUACCUUGGAAAACAAUAAGCUAUUUUGUAUUGUAAGCUAAACAGAAAGCAAAUCAUAGGAUAGUAGAAUUUGAGGCAAUCGCCUCUGGGGAUAGGGGAAAAAAUACAUUUUAGUUUUGCCUUUAAGUUAAAAUUAGGUUAAGAGAAAUAAAUAGGCACGUGUAAAAUUUACCUUAAAAUCUAAAUAAAAAACAAAUAAAAGAACAACCAGAGGUAUAGAAUUGAUACAGGAUUUGAAGGUUCAAGAGAUAAUUUCUUAUGUCAGGUUAAUUUGAAAUAUACUUUCAUGUUCAUUAAGGUACUGUGCUCCCAGAAUUCUAAAUUAUGUGAAAAAUAAUUUUGGUUUUCUAACUUCAUAAUUGAAUUAUGUCAUCAUGGGUUCUUUGGCUUUUAAAAUGACUUGCUUUGUUUUAGAAAGAUUAUAUUAACUCAGUCUCUCUUCUUGAAGAGUUGCAUGGAAGAAUACUGAAGUUGCCUGCUGUUUUUCUUUAGUGCUGAGGUUCUUGAGGUUAUUUUUAUAUUACUCUGGAAUCAAGUAUUUUAAAUUGCCUUUUUUUUUUACUGGUCUCUUACAAUAAUUGUCUGAAAUGAUCCAUCUUACAAGGUAUGGAACCUAAAGUUCCCUAAUAAGAACUGUAUGUUCCCUUCAAUCAGAAAUACACACUACUAGCAGGUAUGUUCAUGCAGUUCCAGAGCAGUAAGCACUACUUGUACCCAAGGGAAAGCUAAGGUUCAGAUGUUGAACUUUUAGAUAGUAUCAGUGAAUUUGUUUUUAAGUUGGUACAUAGAUGCAAAAUGAUUAAAUUCUUUUUAAAAUCACAGAAAACUAGUUUAAAUUGAUGACCUCAUAUUUUUAAAAUGCAACAAAAAAGCCAAACAUCAUUUCUAUUAACUUUUUUUAAAAAUCAAAAUUCUUAAAUGUUACAUGUAAUAGCAUAAAGUGCCCUUAUCUGCUCAGACCUAAGGAAGAACAUUUUAAAGUAGUGUUACACAGGAAAUGAUUAUGCUUCAAUUUCUUUCAUAGGUAGAAAGUGCUAAAUACUACUUGAAAUUAUUGUUUACAGAUUAGGAUGAGGGCUGAUGAUAGCGUCCGGUUGGACUGGACUCUGACUUCCGGGAAGCCCUCAUACACGCAGUACUUCCAAACUCAAGUCCAGCCAUAAGCUAUUUUGCCAACAUGUCAGAGUAAUCCAUAUUUUUGUAUGUGAUUCUACUUUUAUAGACUUGUUUUAAAUAAAACACAUUUUUAUAAAAAUAAGUACUUCAACUAAGUCGUAUUCUUUUUUUCUUCCUCUUUUGUUCUUAAGUACUGUGGUUAAAAUUAGAAAGCAUUCAGUGUGGUAUGCCAUUUAGUUUAGAGGCCUGUGAAGUUAAGACCUUCAAAAGAGAGCUUAACAAUGGUGCUUUUUGACCUCUGCUUCAUGCUUAUCAAAUUAAACUUAUAGUUGAUGAUGCUUUUUGAAAAGGUGCUAAAUAUAGGCUUAUUGGCCCUAAUGUGCUUUCAAAAGUAAUAUAUAACAUUUGAGGGCGGCGCCUGUGGUUCAGAGGAAUAGGCACCAGCCUCAUAUGCCGGAGGUGGCAGGUUCAAACCCAGCCCCGGUCAAAAACUACAAAAAAAAAACAUUUGAAUUCAAGUGAUUAAUGUGAUAGCCAAGUACUAUGAAUAAAAGCCAACAAGUAGCACUUUUUGAAUGUAGACUUGAUCCCCUUAUACCAUGUAUUUUACUGUCAUUCAGAACCUACUUGAAAAGUUUACUCUGUGCACAGAGGUCUUCCAGGAAUUCAAUGCCUUUGACUUCAUCCAUUCAAAUGAUGAAAAAGUGAUUCUUGAAUUAUCACCCAGUUUUUUGGUUCUUCUUUUACAUUACUACUACCACUACUAUGCCUCAUUUUUGUUUUUGUUUAAAAUGAUGAAAAAUGUCAAAUAAAUGCAAAAUAUAGAGAAUAUGAUAACCCCCAUCAUCCAGUUUCAACAAUCAUUAAUUCCUGGCCAAUCUUACUCUAUACGUGAUCUCAACCCCUCUGCUACACACACACACAGAUUAUUUUGAAGCAAAACCCAGACCUAUGAUUUCAUAAAUACUUUAAUAUAUGCCUCUGAAACAUAGGGCUUCUUUGGAAUCAGUUCUGAAGCAUUAAAUAUCCAGAUGGUGUUAAAUUCCUCAGUUGUCACAAAUGUUUUUUUGUAUGGUCCACACAUUGCAUUUGAUUGAUAUUCUUAGUCUUUGGAUUCCUUCUCUUUUUUUCCCUUGCAAUUUAUUUAUUGAAGAGACUGAGUCAUUUGUACUUUUCCACAUCCCUUAUUUUGCUGAUACUGUCCCUGGAGUGACACUUUAUUACUCUGUCCUCUAUUUUCAUAAAAUGGUAGUUAUAUCUAGCAGCAGAAAGCUCUAGACCAAGAGGGAUUUUUGUCCCUCAAGACGACGUUUGUCAUAAGAAGAAAGGUGCCACUGGCUUUUAGCCAGUAGAAGCUGAGGUGCUGCUAACCAUCCUAAAACACAGGACAGCCCCCCUCAACCAAGAAUUCUCUGGUCAAAAUGUCAGCAGUGCCAGCAUUGAGAAAUCCUGCUCCAGAGAGUUACCUCAUCAAGUUCCUUUAGCAAGGAUAUUCUUAGUAAGUAGAGUAGCAUUCAUUACAUUCUCCCAUGAAGAGAUGCUACACCUGGUGUUCUUUAGGAUGCUAGCAUCUGUCUCUUUUUUCAUUUUCUCUUUAUGGUCUCUUGGGCCUUUGAUUCUUCACUCUCGUAUACCCUAUCCACAAGUUCCUGAAAUAUGAGGGAUGAUUAGCACAUAUUCAACUUCACUUCUGCAUAAAGUGUGUCUUUUCUGUUCUGGUGAAGAACUCAAUUGGAUUCCAACAUUUAUUGACCAUCUGCAAUAGAAAGGAUUCUGUGUGAGCAACAGCACAAGGAAAGCAUAUAAGGCAUUAGUCUAGGAACUGGGAAAACUAGAAAGGAACCCCUUGUCACUGGGUACCCCAACAAUGCAGCAAGCAAAAAGGCAAACUCCUUUUCUUCCCCACCUAGCCAAAUAUCCCAGAAGUCAAAAGGUUUUUACCAAGACACUAACCAUUCAAGAUACAGGUCCAAGAUAUAAAAGCCUGUAAACUUAUUUUAUGGGCUUGUUUUGUGUUAAUUUUUACAUUUUACUGAAUCUAAAUAUGAAAAUGCUAAUAUUUUUAUAUUUUCCAAAAUAUCAAAAUAUCUAAAUUGUAAUUUUAGGCCUUAAAAUCAUUAUAUUUAAGGUAUUCAGUGAUUUUCUUAAAAAUAUCUUAGAGCUCCUAACGCUAAAAACUCAUUAGUUAUCUUAGAAAACUUAACCCUUCUCAUUGACUAAUGCUGUAAUGCCUCAUGAGUAUUUUUAAAGUUAAGAAUAAACUGUAGUUGAAAAUUGAGGUUUUUAACUCAAGUAUUUUGAAAUAAAAAAAUGUGUUAACUGGCCCUUAUUUAAAAAAUGAAAUCAAUGUAAAUUUUUGUAUGGUAAGACUAUAUAUUAGUAAAACGUGUAUUAUUAUGAUUUGUUGUACGGUGGCCAUGACUAUAAAUACAUAUCGAUUAUCAAAACUACUGAGUCAAGAUUAUCUAUAAAAAUCUACAUUUACCAGGUAAGCAUUCUGCCCACUAAUUAAAUGACCAAUCAUUUUAUGUCAAAUGUCAGAAGUGAGUGUAGUCAAUGGGGCACUGAAUAUUACAUAGUAGUGGAGAAAAGAUUUUUGGCUGGGCAAGGGGCUUAAAGAGAAACUUCUCUGAAGAAGACAGGCUCGCGGCCUACAGACACAUGAAAAAAUGCUCAUCAUCCUUAAUCAUCAGAGAAAUGCAAAUCAAAACUACUCUGAGAUAUCAUCUAACUCCAGUAAGAUUAGCCCAUAUCACAAAAUCCCAAAACCAGAGAUGUUGGCGUGGAUGUGGAGAAAAGGGAACACUUCUACAUUGUUGGUGGGAAGGCAAACUAAUACGUUCCUUUUGGAAAGAUGUUUGGAGAACACUUAGAGAACUAAAAAUAGACCUGCCAUUUGAUCCUAUAAUUCCUCUACUAGGUAUACAUCCAGAAGACCAAAAAUCAUAUUAUAACAAAGAUAUGUACCAGAAUGUUUAUUGCAGCCCAAUUCAUAAUUGCUAAGUCAUGGAAGAAGCCCAAGUGCCCAUCGACCCACGAGUGGAUCAAUAAAUAGUGGUACGUGUAUACCAUGGAAUAUUAUGCAGCCUUAAAGAAAGAUGGAGACUUCACCUCUUUCAUGUUUACAUGUAUGGAGCUGGAACAUAUUCUUCUUAGCAAAGUAUCAAGAAUGGAAGAAAAAGUAUCCAAUGUACUCAGCCCUACUAUGAAACUAAUUUAUAGCUUUCAUAUGAAAGCUAUAACCCAAUUAUAUAGCCCAAGAAUAUGGGGAAAGGGGAGGGGAGGAGGAAGGAUGGGUCGAGGGAGGGUAAUUGGUGGGACCACACCUACGGUGCAUCUUACAAGGGUACAUGUGAAACUUACUAAAUGUAGAAUAUAAAUGUCUCAACACAAUAACUAAGAAAAUGCCAUGAAGGCUAUGUUAACCAGUUUGAUGAAAAUAUUUCAAAUUGUAUGUAAA